Molecule: messenger RNA, 2445 nt
Organism: Zootoca vivipara (common lizard)
Lineage: Eukaryota; Metazoa; Chordata; Lepidosauria; Squamata; Lacertidae
Source: RefSeq, a predicted model, not a curated record
AGAAAGGAGGAGGAGAUAUAAGAAAGUGACUUUUCUGCCAAGGAUGAACGAAACAGAAGCAGCAGCUGUUGCUGCUUUUCAGCAACUUCCAGCGAGAUGCCCUUUCCAAGCAGCUCUUCCAGGACCCAACGGCACAAACUGAUAUUGACAGGGACCAUGGUUGUUGCAGUUGUAUUAAUGACUGCUGUGUUGCUUGCUGUGCUCCUACCUGGAAGGAAAGGAUCCCCUAGCUCAGAAGUAUUGCAGUGGGAAGGCAAAGGGACCACGAAACAGCUGCAUGAAAUCGUCUUGGGGAGAUGUUACAACUACAUUGCCAUAGUGAAUCCUGAGCUCAGAGACAAAGACUGCCUCAAAAUUUGGGAGCUAUUUCAAAAUGCCUUUAUGUACAAGCACCCAUGCAGGGUGACAGAGGAAGAUUUCCAGCCUCUGAUGGACCUGGCCAGACAAUCCAUCCCAUGUAACAAGUCACUGUUUUGGAGCAAGACAAAAGACCUUGUACACCGUUACACAAAAACUAAUCGUGAUUUCCUCACAUUGGAAGACACCUUGCUAGGCUACAUGGCAGAUGGGCUCUCAUGGUGUGGAGACCCCUCCAGCCCAGGAGUCAACUAUGAAUCUUGCCCCGAAUGGACUGAGUGUGAGAAUAACCCUGGUUCAAUGUACUGGAAAAUGUCAUCCAAGAUGUUUGCAGAAGCAGCUUGUGGUAUAACUCAAGUGAUGCUUAAUGGGUCCAUAGAAGCUGGAGCAUUCAGAAACAACAGCAUUUUUGGCAGUGUUGAAGUUGUUAACUUAAAUCCGAAUAAAGUCUCCAAGAUGCAAAUUUGGCUUAUGCAGGACAUUGAUGGACCACAAAGGUGCACAAUGUCGGCUGAAAAUAAGCAACAGCCUCUUAAGAAGCCAGAAUUCAGCAAACAGCAAGCCACUGAAUUGGUCCAAAAGAUAUUCGGAUUAACUGUGUCAGAGCUCAAACCAUUGCCGAGCUAUGAUGAUCAGAAUUUCUACGUGUGUGCUGCUGCUGCUGCACUCGAAGGGAAAGCAGAGUGCGCCCAGAAUUUUGUCCUCAAAAUAACCAAUUGUGAAGACAGCCAGAACUCUGAACUCAUCGAGGUGCAGACCCGGGUCAUGAUAUUCCUGAAUGGCGAGGGCUUUCCCGUGCAAACUCCUCAUUCCACAAAAGAGGGCGGAAUAAUGUUUCUGGAAUCCGUAGAUACUGGCUCUGCCAAAAGCGCAUAUAUAGUGCGGCUGUUGAGCUACCUCCCAGGCAAAACAGUGGCCACGAUCCGCACGAGUCCUCCUCUUCUGUAUGAACUUGGGCGGAUGGCAGCCAGGAUGGACAAAACGCUCACGGAGAAAUUCCAGCAUCCGUUGACGAGAAGUCUCCACCGAGGUGGCUUCAUCUGGAAUCUGGCUAAUGUCCCUCUUGUGGAGCAAUACAUCCAUGAGUUGUGCUGCAGCGAUUACAUGGAUGCAGUGAAAUGGGCCAUUGAUCAGUUUAGGCGUAAAAUAGUGCCAAACCUACGCUCCUUUCGGCCCUGUAUCAUUCAUGGAGAUCUCAAUGACCACAAUAUUCUAGUAGAUACCGAUGUUACUUCCCCUAAAGGCUCACAGUACAGGGUGUCUGGUAUUUUGGACUUUAGCGACAUGAGCUAUGGCUACUACGUGUUUGAAGUGGCGAUACUCAUCAUGUACAUGAUGAUUGAAAGCAAGGAUCCCCUCAGCGUGGGAGGCCAUGUUCUCGCCGGAUAUGAAAGCGUCGUCCCGCUGACAGAGGAGGAGCGAGGUGCCCUGUUUCUUCUAGUGACUGGGAGGUUUGCUCAGUCUCUCGUGAUGGCUGCCCACACCACCCUCCUGCAGCCCGAGAACAAAGAGUACCUGAUGACCACGUCCAAGACAGGAUGGAAGCGCCUGCAGGUGCUCUUUGAGAUAGGCCAAAAGGCUGUGGAGAUGAUCUGGUUUAACACAGCAGAAGCGUAUGCCAAAAAAGGGCCCUCCUAAAUGUUGGGUUAGGUGGUCACUCAGAUUCACACGGUUUUAAAAUAGGGCUCUGCCCAGAUUAAAGUUUCAAUACUGCUACCUGAAUGAAUUAUGCCAAUACUUAUUUAUCCUUUGUAUAAUUUCAUCCUGCUUCCAAAAUCUAGUUUUUCAAAGAAUUUUAGUUUGAUUCCAUUGGUCAGAGCCAGCACACAGAGGCCUCCAGGCUUGUUUGCUUUUUUCCUCCUCCCCCCACAACCCCCUUGCCUUUUGUGCCCUUGAUUGUAAGCCUGUAGGCAGGGACCAAAUUUUUACUGUAAGCUGCUUUGGAAGCCUAAUUUCAUCUGAAGAGUAGGAUGAAAAUCACUUUAAAUAAAUAUUUUUGGGAAAGCUUAUUAUUCUAUUGCUGGACCUUUCCUUCAAAUAUCUGAAGGCACUUUGUAGCCCCGAGAGCUCCUGACUAGCCCAAGGUCU